Messenger RNA from Alternaria atra, 780 nucleotides. RefSeq lists its product as uncharacterized. The record is from RefSeq and is a predicted model, not a curated record. Lineage: Eukaryota; Fungi; Ascomycota; Dothideomycetes; Pleosporales; Pleosporaceae. The transcript is spliced from 2 exons. The coding region runs from base 1 to 780 and encodes 259 amino acids. Gene Ontology annotation, molecular function: oxidoreductase activity.
AUGCUGAUCGCAAUCAAGGGCCACUUCCUUCCUUGGCAUCGCCUCUUCACUUCAUACUACGAGAAGAUGUUGCGUGAAGAGUGUGGAUAUCGCGGCGCGCAGCCGUACUGGGACUGGACGCUAGAUACUCCGGCCUCGAAGUUCGUUCAAUCGCCUAUCUUCGAUGCGAUAUACGGUUUUGGCGGCAACGGUCCUCUUGUUCCAGUUAACACUUCGAACAACGAGGUGCCAGGCCGAACUGGAGGUGGUUGCGUGGAAGAUGGGCCUUUUAUCAACAUGACAGUUCAUCUAGGCCCCUUUGCAUCGCUCGCAAGAAACGAUCAAUGCCUGAAGCGAGACCUGGCGCCUAAAUAUGCUGCUACGUAUCUGGCCAAAGACAAGGUGAAGACGGUAUUAUCGCAGGAGGAUUAUGGAUGGUUCGCUCGAACGCUGGAGGGUGGUACGGCGUGGGAAGAUAGCCAGAUUCACGCUGGAGGGCACUUUGGUAUUGGUGGCACCUAUGGCCAGAUGGGCGAUCCGUUCGCAUCGCCCGCCGACCCCAUCUUCUGGCUCCAUCAUGCAAAUCUAGACCGCGUAUGGUGGUCAUGGCAGACGAGGAACCUAGGAAGAAGACUGCGCGACAUAUCAGGGCCGACGAUGCUACAAGAUUGGGACAACGUGCGAAGCGGCAAUGUGACGCUGGACUUUCCGCUUUCGCUGGGUUACAAUGAUUGGGAUGCGAAGAUUAGCGACAUGAUGGAUAUCAGAGAUAAUUGCUAUUCGUAUGACAAGCUCUAUUGA